AUGUCUAACACCACAUCAUAUGGCACCAUCGAAGACGCGCGACCAGCCGGAAAUGGUCCGUCCAAUGGCACAUUCUCGCGACUGAGAAGCCACUUCGCAGCCAAUGUGAGCAAUACGUGGGGCGAUAUAGCUCUCCUUCUGUGCUACAUCAUCACAGGUCUGCUCGACAGUAGCAGUGUGUAUACCUGGGGAUCAUUCGUGUCAAUGCAGACCGGAAACACGAUUUAUCUCGGAGCAGGAAUUGUCGCUCCGAAUGAAGACAAUCGUUGGUUUCGAGCGCUGGUCUCAAUUGCAGCUUUCUGCAUCGGAUCCGCCUUCUUCUCUCGCUUCCACAGAUAUUUUGGAGCGAAGAGACGAUGGGUAAUUGUUGCGUCCUACACGAUUCAACUUAUUUUCAUCAUUGCCGCUGCAGUGAUGGUCACGAUUGGACCUGACACUGGGCCCAAAGGUCCAAUCACUGUUUGGAGUGUUGCGCCGAUUGGACUCCUCGGGUUACAGUCAGCAGGUCAGGCGUACAUGAGUCGGGUACUGAAGUAUGGCGGAUUGACCAGCGUGGUCCUUACAUCGAUCUACUGCGACUUGUUCGCUGACGAGAAGUUCUUUGCUGCACCGACCGGGAACGCGGAGAGGAACAGGAGAGCGGCAGCCGCGAUUCUGUUGCUCAUCGGUGCCAUGUUCGGCGGACUUUUCGCACACAGCUCGAUCGGCCUGAUGGGUGCAAUUUGGACGGGUGCUGUGCUCAAACUAGGCAUUGUACUUGCCUGGUGCUUUUGGGCUGCUGAGAAUGUAGGAGGCGAUAGCUGA
Pseudocercospora fijiensis CIRAD86 is the source of this 804-nucleotide messenger RNA. RefSeq lists its product as uncharacterized. The transcript is spliced from 2 exons. The record is from RefSeq and is a predicted model, not a curated record. Bases 1 to 804 code for a protein of 267 amino acids. NCBI's taxonomy places the organism in Eukaryota, Fungi, Ascomycota, Dothideomycetes, Mycosphaerellales, Mycosphaerellaceae.